Yarrowia lipolytica CLIB122 is the source of this 354-nucleotide messenger RNA. RefSeq lists its product as uncharacterized. The record is from RefSeq and is a predicted model, not a curated record. Gene Ontology annotation, biological process: transcription by RNA polymerase II. Gene Ontology annotation, molecular function: protein dimerization activity; DNA binding. Gene Ontology annotation, cellular component: RNA polymerase II, core complex. NCBI's taxonomy places the organism in Eukaryota, Fungi, Ascomycota, Dipodascomycetes, Dipodascales.
AUGAACGCUCCCGAUAGAUUCGAGUUGUUUCUGCUUCCCGAUGGAGUCCCAAAACUUGAGGUCACCCCGGACACUCGAAUUCCCAACUGCGCCAACAUCAAGUUCGAGAAAGAAGAUCACACACUGGGCAACCUGCUCCGAUCACAACUGCUACACGACUCGCGGGUCAUCUUUGCGGCCUACAAGGUGGAACAUCCUUUAUUUGCCAACUUUGUGCUGCGAAUCCAGACCGAAGACGACUAUUCGCCACAGGAGGCCCUCACAAAUGCUUGCAACGCGUUGAUCCGACAGCUGUCGGAUUUGCAGGAGAAGUUCCAGCGAGAAUGGCGACUGCGGUACUUGGUUAACAAUUAG